This is a messenger RNA of Hippocampus comes (tiger tail seahorse), 1747 nucleotides long. RefSeq names its product glycylpeptide N-tetradecanoyltransferase 1-like. Lineage: Eukaryota; Metazoa; Chordata; Actinopteri; Syngnathiformes; Syngnathidae. The record is from RefSeq and is a predicted model, not a curated record. Gene Ontology annotation, molecular function: glycylpeptide N-tetradecanoyltransferase activity. The coding region runs from base 149 to 1501 and encodes 450 amino acids. Gene Ontology annotation, cellular component: cytoplasm. Gene Ontology annotation, biological process: N-terminal peptidyl-glycine N-myristoylation. The transcript has 11 exons.
GCUCAGUCUUAGCUGGAGGAGCUUCGAAAUGACCGAUUUGCAUUCAGUGUGAGUCGUGCGAGCGGGAAGGAGACAGAAACUGCUCACUGGGAAUGACAAUCUCUCUCUUUUGUUGUUGUUGCGGCUUUUCUCUUGAUAUAGUGGCGGGAUGGACCAUGGCGGCGGUCCAAAGAAAAGUCAAAAGAAGCAGAGGAAGCAAGACCAAUGGAGAGGAGAGCGACCCCGAGACAUUUUUGAAAAGCUGGAUUCGUUGCCCGAAAGCAAGCAGCAGGAGAUCCAAAGGGCCCUCCACCUUUUCUCUUUCGGACAGACUAUGCCGAGGACGCUGCAGCAGGCCGCGCGGCGCGCCUACGAGUUCUGGCACACGCAGCCCGUUCCCAAACUUGCAGGCGAAACGGCGAUGGGCCGCGGCCAAAUAACGGCGGGCGAAGCGAGCGCACGGGAGGAGCCUUACUCGCUGCCUCGGGGCUUCUCGUGGGACACUUUGGAGCUGAGCCGCCCUUCGGUGAUGCAAGAACUUCGCACGCUACUCAAUGAGAACUACACGGAAGACGACGACAACACUGUCGCGCCCGACUUGUCGGUGGACUAUCUACAAUGGGUCUUGCAGCCCCCAAAUUGGCUGGCCCAGUGGCACUGCGGCGUCAGAGUGGAGUCCAAUAAGAAGCUCGUGGGCUUCAUCGCCGCCGUCCCUGCAGAUGUGCACGUAUAUGACACGGUGAAGCGGAUGGCGCAGAUCAAAUUUCUGUGCGUGCAUAAGAAGCUGCGCCUCAAGCGAAUGACCCCGGUUCUGAUCCGCGAGCUCGCCAGACGCGUCCGGCGGCAGGGCGUCGGCCAGGCGGCGUACACGGCGUCCGUGGUGCUGCCGACGCCACUCAGCUCCUGCAGAUUGCACCAUCGCCCGCUGAACCUCCGCAAGCUGCUGGAGGUCCAGUAUCCGGGGAUCCGAGGAGACAUGCCCCCGCAGAGAGCCCUCAAAUUCUACCGCCUCCCAGAAAACACCAAGACGGCAGGUUUGCGCCCCAUGACCAAAGACCACAUUGAGAGGGUGCGUCGGCUUCUCCAAGCGAACCUCAGCAAGUUCCACCUCAAGGCCGGCUGGUCCCGAGAGGAAGUGGCGCACUGGCUCUUGCCCAGGGAGGAUGUGAUUGACACCUACGUGGUCGAGGCCGACGACGGCGCGCUGACCGGAGUGGUGAGCUUCUACGGGAUCUCCUCCAAGGUGCUCAACCACCGGCUCCACGGCAGCGUGAGAGCGGCUCACCUUUUCUAUGCCACGUCAGCUGCUGGCGGCGACCUUGUCCAGCUCGCGGAGGACGCGCUGGUCCUGCUCAAAUCUAAAGGAUUUGACAUCGUCAUUGCUGCCGAUGUGAUGGAUAACAAUCGUUUCCUGGAGCAGCUCAAGUUCAGUUUCAGCGGCAAGUGGCUUCAUUACUACUUGUACAACUGGAGGUGUCCCACACUGAGUUCGGACAAGGUGGGCAUGGUGUUACCCAACUAACCGAUUAAAAUGGAGGAUCCCGAGUGAGCAAUACGAAGCUGCAAAGGCAAGAACGUGCGUGUGCGGUCGUGUCAUCUGGCGUUCUCCAAACGCAGCGAGUCAUAAAAGCAAACAAAGAUCAAAUUCCUUUCGUGAAAAUAUUUGUCAUGAAAUAUUGUUUAUUUGUCGGCGUCGGCAUUGUGUGUGACGACAGUGAAGGAUUACAAUUGGCGCGGCAGCAAAUUGAAUAAACACAAUAAGCAUUUC